AUGGAACAUGGCCAGUACCGCAAGCUUGGCCUCGCAUUGAAGAAAGAUCCCAAAGCCAACAUGAUAGAUUUACUUUCAACAAAAUAUCCCAAACAACUGGAAUCAUUCAAGUCUUCAAGUUCUCUUGUUAGAAAAAUUGAUCCGGCGCUUCCAGGUCCUAUUCCACAAUGCACACAUUCGCUUCAUAUCAGCGAUCUGCGUUUCAAGCUUGCAUCCACUGACCCUUGUACUGUUGUUCGUGAGCUGUCAACUGAAGUCAAAGGACUUCUUAACCUAGGAAAUCUCACCGAAGCAGUCAUAGACUUGCUCCAUCGGGGGAAUAUUCUUUUCCAGCAACCGUAUGUCAUGGUUUUGAAGAUUGGCGAAGCCAUUGCUGUCAAGAUAAAUCAUGCAGUUGUUACCGCAGAAUAUCGUUCACUUUAUUAUCUUGAACAGCAUCUACCCACUUUCCUAGCUCCUAGGGCACAUGGCUUGCUCCGGAUUAACUCUUAUAGCCUCCUCUUUACUUCAUUUGUCCCAGGUGUCGAGCUGGAAAAGGCAUGGCCUCAGAUGGACGAAGAAGAGAAGCCGGAUAUCAGCAGCGAUCUUAACCAAGCCCUCUCUCUUCUCAGGGCAAUCCCUUUCCCGUAUGGCACUCUAUAUGGUGGAGUUAGUGGCGAAGGCUGUAAAGAUUUAUGA
This is a messenger RNA of Fusarium graminearum PH-1, 678 nucleotides long. RefSeq lists its product as uncharacterized. The record is from RefSeq and is a predicted model, not a curated record. The transcript has a single exon. Lineage: Eukaryota; Fungi; Ascomycota; Sordariomycetes; Hypocreales; Nectriaceae. The coding region runs from base 1 to 678 and encodes 225 amino acids.